This is a messenger RNA of Meloidogyne enterolobii, 741 nucleotides long. NCBI's taxonomy places the organism in Eukaryota, Metazoa, Nematoda, Chromadorea, Rhabditida, Meloidogynidae. The record is from the annotation of a GenBank genome assembly.
AUGGCUACAAGGAGAGCCGUUGAUAAUGGAACGAUGAAUGUUGUUUUAGCCCUCUGGAAUUUUGGAUUUUCUUUUUUUAGUGGUUAUGCUGCUUGGUGUUUACUGCCUGAAUUAUUACAUGUUAUUGAACGUCGAGGAUUUAUUGGUUCUUAUUGUGAUAAUGCUAAUUAUUAUACUGAUCCAAUUACUGGAUUUUGGGGAUGGAUGUUUGUAAUGAGUAAAGCACCUGAAUUGGGUGAUACACUUUUCUUGAUUCUACGUAAAAGGCCAGUAAUUUUUCUUCAUUGGUAUCACCAUGCACUUACUUUUAUUUAUGCAACAAUUACUUAUGCAGAAAGACAGGCUUGGUGUCGUUGGAGUUUAGCAUUAAAUUUAACUGUGCAUACAAUUAUGUAUUUUUAUUUUGGCCUUCAAGCCUUAAAAGUAAAAACACCCCGACUUUUUGCAAAGUUUAUUACAAGCAUACAAAUAUUGCAAUUUGUUAUCUCUUGCUAUAUUUUUGUUCAAUUACUGAAAAUUAAAUCAGCUAAUAAUAUACGUUGUGAUGCUAGUUGGAAUGUCCUUACAUUGGGUGCUUUAAUGUAUUUAUCUUAUUUAUAUUUAUUUGGACAAUUCUUUUAUAAUGCUUACAUUUCGCCUAAAGACAAAAAUUACAAAAAGAGGAUAAUUGUAGAUCCAAUUAUAUCUAAUGGAAAUUUAAAGAUUGGAAAGAAUAAUAUAAUUAAUAAAAAAGAUAAAUAA